Messenger RNA from Megalobrama amblycephala (Wuchang bream), 2237 nucleotides. RefSeq names its product pentatricopeptide repeat domain 3 (gene ptcd3). Gene Ontology annotation, molecular function: rRNA binding; ribosomal small subunit binding; protein binding. The record is from RefSeq and is a predicted model, not a curated record. The coding region runs from base 48 to 2063 and encodes 671 amino acids. The transcript has 24 exons. Lineage: Eukaryota; Metazoa; Chordata; Actinopteri; Cypriniformes; Xenocyprididae. Gene Ontology annotation, biological process: mitochondrial translation. Gene Ontology annotation, cellular component: mitochondrion.
AGCGUUAAAGCGCCACCGGAUGGCUUUCGCUCGCGCACUCUGGUGUCAUGGCGUCCUCCUGUUCACAAGCUCUCAGGCAUCAUGCUUGUAAGAGUAGCAGAAUAUUGCGGAUUCAUCUGCAGAAGUCGUGGCCUAAUAGGGGUUUUGCUCUGAAUUCUGCUGCAGAUAAUCAACCUGCCGUUUCUUCACUAGUAGAAGAAAUAGUCAUUCCAAAGAAGAAAACAUGGAGUAAAGAAGCUGUCUUACAGGCUCUGGCGUCCACUGUGAACAGGGAUCCUACAGCAUCAGAUUACAGAUUCCAGGAUGAUCCAUAUCUCACUCCAAAGACAUCAUUAGACUUUAAAUUAUUUUCCUUGUCCCAGGAGUCGGGCAGAAACACUGCCAAAUAUUUCAUCAAUAAAUACCCGAAUUACUUCCAGAAGGACUACGCACAGCCUCAUAUUCCCUGUUUGAUGCCGGAGACUCUGGAGGCUCGGAUAGAGGAUCUGUCGGAAGCUGCGCUCACAGAGAGGAUUCAGCUGAGGAAGGUCAGAGCUGCUGUGGAUCUGUACGACCAGCUGCUGCAGGCCGGUACAUCAGUGUCUUUGGAUGUGACCAAUGAUCUGUUAGAUCUGAUUUGUUUCUAUGGAGACCGUGAUCCCGCACAAGAGAAUGUUCCGGAACAGAGGAGCGAAGAGACGGAGGACGUCCAGGAGGAACCACAGCCUAGGAAAGGAAGAGCACCCAAAGCCUCGGAUUUACUGAAGGCCACCUGGAAAGAGAAUAAUAAUGCUGAGAGAAUCUUUGCGCUGCUGUCGGAGCCGAACACGCGUUCAUACAGCGCUCUGAUCCGAGGCAUGGUGAAGUACGGCGCUUAUUCCAGAGCGUUCAGCACUUACACUGACCUGCUGAACAACCGGCUGACAGCUGAUGUGAACAUCUUCAACGCCCUGAUCGCAGCCGCCCCAGAAGCGCAAGAGAAGUACAAUGAGAAGUGGGAGCUGAUAGUGGAUCUUUUGAAGCAGAUGGCAGAGCAGAAGGUCAAGCCGAACCUCCUGACGUUUAACGCCGUCCUGAAGGCUUUGAGACGCUGUGGCGCUUUGGGCAAAUCUCAGGCCUUCCCUGUGAUCAGCGAGAUGAAGGCUCUCUCCAUCGAACCCAGUCUGGCCUCUUACAAUCACGUGCUCAGCAUAUUUUAUAAAACAGGUGCCCCAAUUCAGGGCCAAAAAGACAUUCUACAGGAAGUGAUGUACGAGGUGUCAGGAAAGAGCUUUACUCCUCAGGACCCUGAUGAUGCACAGUUCUUCAUCACUGCUAUGAGAAUCUGUCUGGACACCAAGGACAUUGAGCAGGCGUACAGGGUCCAUGAGCUGCUGCGAGUAGGAGAGAACUGGAGACUUAUGGGAAAUGAUUUAAAACAGAACAUCUACUAUACGCGGUUCUUCAGUCUGCUCUGUCUGAUGGAGAACGUUGAUGUGGUGCUGCAGUGGUACAGAGAUCUGAUUCCCUCCGUGUACUACCCCACUUCUAACAUCAUGACGGAUCUGCUCCGAGCACUUGAUACUGACAGCCGAUUGGACCUCAUCCCGCAGAUAUGGAAAGAUAUCAAGCAGUUGGGUCAUGCCAACCGGCAGAAGCUGGUGGAGGAGCUGCUGGCGCUGAUGGCCCGAGAGAAGCACAGUCAGGAGGUGCAGGAAUCAUUUGCUGACUGUGCGCUGGACAUUAAGAGAAUGUACAACACAGGUGACCGCGGCAAGGUUAUGAUGAGCUGGACGGCCGGCUCUCUCAGCGACGUCAUCUCCGUUCUGCUCGCAGCUCAGAGGAGACAGGACGCCUGGGACACGCUGAAACUCUUCAAAACACACAAUAGAGUUCCCAGUGCGGAGCUGUUGAACCAGUUCUUGACGUGUGUGAAGGAGAGUGGUGAUGUGGAUCAGGCCGUGGAGCUGGUUCAGAUCUCCGCUGGCUUCUGUCUGCCCGAAACGCCCGAACUCAUCCAGAGGAUCCAGCAGGAGUUUGAGCUCUCAGAGCAGCACAAGAGCAUCUUGUCUGAUCUGGAGAUUCGGACCUUUAACAGCGAGUAAAUCUCGGGGCUGAGAGGCGUUCUGCAGUGUGGAUGAUCAGAGCAGCUGAAUAUCUGUUGAAAUCUGCGCAUUUUCUGUAUACUUCAGCGUGUUUGGUACAUGUGUAAUUAUUACUCUUCAUUCAGAUGAUAACUCAACUCAAUAAAAAAAUCAGUAGUUUAAAUGUUUUCCUCA